CUCACUGAGCUCUCCAUCUGUGUGUGUGUGUCUCCAUCGGUCCUGAUCUACAGAAGAAUGGCACCAGUCGGGUCCAAGAGGGGUAUUCUGGAGCGCCUGGGCGCGGGUGAGGUGGUGAUUGGAGACGGAGGGUUCGUGUUCGCCCUGGAGAAGCGAGGAUACGUGAAGGCCGGACCCUGGACACCAGAGGCCGCAGCUGAGCACCCGGAGGCCGUGCGACAGCUGCACAGGGAGUUCCUGCGGGCCGGCUCUAAUGUCAUGCAGACCUUCACUUUCUACGCCAGCGACGACAAACUGGAGAACAGAGGGAACAAGCUGACGUACACCGGCCAGCAGAUUAACGAGGCGGCGUGUGACCUCGCCAGAGAAGUGGCCAAUCAGGGCGAUGCGCUGGUGGCGGGCGGAGUCUCGCAGACGCCCUCGUACCUGAGCUGCAAGAGCCAAGACGAGGUCACCAAGAUCUUCAAGAAGCAGCUCGACGUCUUCAUCAAGAAGAACGUGGACUUUCUGAUCGCAGAGUACUUCGAGCACGUGGAGGAGGCCGAAUGGGCCGUCCAGGCUCUGAAGGCGACAGGGAAGCCUGUAGCGGCCACGAUGUGUAUAGGACCUGAAGGAGACAUGCACGGCGUGAGCCCGGGAGAGUGUGCCGUCAGACUGGUCAGAGCAGGCGCUGAUAUCGUGGGUGUGAACUGCCACUUUGACCCCAUGACCUGUGUGAAGACCGUGGCCCUGAUGAAGGCGGCCGUGGAGAAAGCCGGACUGAAGGCGCAUUAUAUGGCGCAGCCGCUGGCGUACCACACACCCGACUGCAGCUGCCAGGGCUUCAUCGACCUGCCCGAGUUCCCCUUCGCCCUGGAGCCGCGGAUCCUGACGCGCUGGGAGAUGCAGCAGUACGCCAGGGAGGCCUAUAAGGCCGGCAUCCGCUUCAUCGGCGGCUGCUGCGGGUUCGAGCCGUAUCACAUCCGCGCCGUAGCCGAGGAGCUCGCGGUCGAGAGAGGAAUCCUGCCCGAGGCCUCGGAGAAACACGGCAUGUGGGGCGCCGGCCUGGAGAUGCACACCAAACCCUGGGUCAGGGCCAGGGCCCGCCGUGAUUACUGGGAGAAGCUGAAGCCCGCGUCGGGACGCCCGCUGUGCCCGUCCAUGUCCUCGCCCGACGGCUGGGGGGUCACCAAAGGUCACGCCGAGCUCAUGCAGCAGAGGGAGGCCACGACCCCUGACCAGCUGCGCCCGCUCUUCCAGAAAGCCGACGCCAAAUACUGACGGGCUCAGGGGUCAAAGGUUGAGCCGAG
Rhinichthys klamathensis goyatoka is the source of this 1289-nucleotide messenger RNA. RefSeq names its product betaine-homocysteine methyltransferase (gene bhmt). The transcript has 8 exons. Gene Ontology annotation, molecular function: betaine-homocysteine S-methyltransferase activity; zinc ion binding. The record is from RefSeq and is a predicted model, not a curated record. The coding region runs from base 58 to 1260 and encodes 400 amino acids. Lineage: Eukaryota; Metazoa; Chordata; Actinopteri; Cypriniformes; Leuciscidae.